Messenger RNA from Mya arenaria, 4033 nucleotides. RefSeq lists its product as uncharacterized. The record is from RefSeq and is a predicted model, not a curated record. Bases 51 to 617 code for a protein of 188 amino acids. The transcript has 6 exons. NCBI's taxonomy places the organism in Eukaryota, Metazoa, Mollusca, Bivalvia, Myida, Myidae.
AGGGAAUCGGAAAAUACGACGUGACGCGGUUGUUGCUAGCCACAGUAUAAAUGUUCAUGAUGGCUAAAAAGGAAUUGGACGGCAACGAAAAUCAUAGUAUAAAAGGCGAAACUGAAGAAAACCAACGUAGAGCAUUGGCACAGAGAUUAAACAUAGCCGAAGAAGUCGGACCGCUAACAUUGCUGGACGUUAGGUCUUACAUGACUGCCGGAAUGGGCAGGAGCACACCUACCUUUGAUGGUCCCAAUGACUCAGUCAAUUUUGAUGAUGCGAUAAGUGCACCAACGCGUAUCAACGCAUCCGGAAGCAGUCCUAGCAACCAAGAUUUAGAGUUACCAUUGUAUGAGCCAUCUACAGUCGAUUCUUUUCGUACCGAUACCACUGAUGGACACACAACAGGCACAAGCUUCACACUUGAUGAACUUGAUAGGCUGGACAGCGCUAAAAAAGCAGCGCGGGAAAACGGCUAUGACUUUACAGACGAAGAAUGGAAAGAAGCCUUCGAUCAGCUAAAACGCACAGAGGGCAUCGAAAACGGCAAGGCAGUUGCUGACAAAUUGAUUCCAAUAAUUGAGGCAAAGAAGAAGGCAACACUAUCAGUGAUCAUUGGCCAAUAGAUUUAGACUAAUGAAAGAUCAAACAGAAGAAGUUAUGAUUGUGGAUAUAAAAGUAGAUAUACCAGAAACUUUCGGAAACACAAAGACCAUCAGCAUUAGAUACUGUACCUUUAAUUAAAAUCAUUUAAUUUAUUUAGCCCUAUUUGAACCUAUGGCAUGUUUUAUGUUAAACUUAAUGCAUUUAUUGAUAGCAUUACUAUAUGGAACAAUAUUUAUGUCAAAUUGUUCGAUCAGCUGCGUUGUAAUUGAAGUGCCGAGUUCUGCUUUGUAAAGUUAUUUGUUCAUUUAUACUUGAAUUAAUAUGUACGAUCCGUACUAAUAUUUUAAGUAAGGAAGAUAAGUUUGUAUGUAUAUAUGCCAUUUACUCCUAGACAGAUGACUGUGCAUGUGAUUUAUGAAACACUUUUAUGUAAUAUGACAUGUGUUUUCCUAAGAUCGUGUUAAUGUUGAUCGUGGUCCUAGGUCUCUUUUGAUAUAAUCAUAAUAAUUUAAAAGUCUAGUCCAUUAUUGUUCGAGAAUAAGCUAGUCAACAAACGCUAUAAUAUCAAAACCAAUACUUCAUGGAAGGAAAAAGGGAGACUCGCAUAUCAAAAUGAAAGCAAACUUUUAAAUCAGUAUUCAAUCAAAACAAAGACAUGUUUAACCACGUUCUUCAUGAAAUACAUUAAUUUCUUUGACUUCAUGGAAAAAACAUCAUACAUGUAUGUUACAAACUCUAAUACAUUUCUUUAACAUUGACUAUGAAAAGUUUAAAAAAAUGACACAAGUUUGGUAAUGACUUAAAGCUGCACUCUCACAGAUUCACCACUUUUACAACUUUUUUAUUUUUUGUCUUGGAAAUAGCAAUUUUUGCGUAAAUAUCUGUGAUUAUGUGGUAAAAUGAGUUGAGAUUAAGAUUGAGAUUUCAUUUAAGUAUUUUCGUAUUAUUUUGGCCAGUUUUUCCAUAGAUGGCACCAUAAGAACUUCUCUAGAGAGUGUGUUGUGAUAUAGCAGUGUAUAACCUGUCAGACACUUCCCUUUGAGUAAAAGCCUUGUUAACGUAUACCUGGAAUGCACGAGGUGGAAUGGACGGACUGGAUCUGUCGUUGAAAGCAUCCCAGAUCAUUUUGACAUGUUUGACAAAACAUCGCAUCCUUUACCUUAGACCCCAUAAAUGUUUGUCAGUAUGGACACACAUUUAUCACCACAACAAAGGUGUUUUUAUACAAAAUAAUUAAAUCAUUUCUUAAUGUUAAUGAUUGUUACCUAACUAUUAAUGGGCUUUGAGUACCAAAAUGACCUGGGAUGUUUUGUCCACCAUGUCAAAAUGAUCUGGUAUGUUUUGUCCACCAUGUCAAAAUGAUCUGGUAUGUUUUGUCCACCAUGUCAAAAUAAUAUGUUGGUGGUCACAUCUGUCAAAAAUGGCAUGGAAUGUUUUUUUUCCAUGGGAUGUUUUGUCCUAUAUUCGCGACCAAGAUACAACGCCUUUUCUGUUGGCGAGUGUCUCUAGGUACCUUCUAGACAGGUUAUUACCCUGGCAAGUCAAAGCAUGUGCUAAAGGAAUACUAGAAUAUUUGUUUCAACAUUUUUAUGUAUCAUAUAUUUUAUUACAUUUUUUGUACUUAUUGGAAAGCUAGUAACUUUUACCUGAUUGGUAUUUUGUAAUGAGAUUUUGGUUUGUAGUGUGGUUUAGUGUUGUAACUUUUAUUGUAAUAUCUUUCACGUGCAUUUAUUGAUCAUCUGAUUUGCUAUUGCUUUCGAUGUAUGUGAUAAUAGCAGGAUCUGUUUUGCUUUCAAGAACAUAUACUAUAUAACUUCGCACAUUAAUUUUUGUAUCAUGAACAGGUCGACCUUUCGUGACCUUUCUGUAGGAAGUUUCGCAAGAAAGACCUUUUUCAUGAAUAUGUAAAACACGAAUUAAAAAAUCUCGAUAAUUCUCUUGAUUAACCCGAAAACUAUUAAACCAAAAUCAAUAUAACUCUAAAAAAGAAAGUAAUUUUAAGGUGAAAAUUUAAAUAUAAGAAUUGAUUCUUAUUUUACGUGCGUUCAUGCAAUAUGAACGCUUGGUGGGCACUUAUCAAUUUUCCAAGAAGCGCUUUCCUGUAUUUGAAAAUCGUUGACGAGCGUUUAGACUGCACGAACACACAUCCUUUAGUAACGUCUUGACAAUCCCAGCAGCCCUAAAAAUAAUUUUGUCGCUUUAAAUAAUGACACACUGAUCUAAAACAAUUGUAUUUCCGUCUUCCUGUCUAACUGCUGUUAAUGUUGAAAUGUCGCAUUGAUCAAAAUUAACUUGGGUUAUUGUUGUUAUGUGUAUUAUCACAAAAUGUAAAAUCCAAAACACAUUUUAAGUGUUAACCACUUGAUAAAGUUUAGAAUAUCGGAUAUGUUUACCAAUUAAUGUGUGUGUUAAGCAAAGAAAAUAGGGUGGAAUCAAUGUUGAUAUCAUUUUGCUUGAGCCGAUAUAUAACCAUACUUAUCAUAUAUGUUUUACAAUGUGGUCUCAAGUUUUUAACAUAAUCAACUGAUGAUCUCAUGUACCUUUACAAUGCCUAUUUAAUAAGAUGAGUGUAAAACAUGACAUCAUUAUUUUUUACGUCGAUGUGUGUAUGCAUUUAUUAUUUCUUUAAAAUAUUGAGCCUUAAAUUGUAUACCAUUUUUCUACAAUGUUUAUUCUAUAAAGCAUUGUGCAGUUUUUCACAUUUUGUAUUCAAUUAUAUUUAAUAUAUUCUGCUUACAGAUAUACGAUUGUCAUGUUUAACAAGAAGUACUGCUUUUCAAAGUCACUCCAUUUGUAAAUAAAAAGUUAUUAUCGAUAUUUAAUAUGUUGACUCCAUGAUAAAAGUCUUUUUUUGCAAUUUCUAUUUCGAAUUCAGUAUAACUCAAGUGAUAAAAAAGUGUGUAUCUGAUAAUCAGUUUCAGAUUAUUGGCAAUAUCAGCAAAUACAUGCUUUUGUCAAAACACAAACAAAAACAAUAUCUCCUUGAUAACUACUAGUAUAAGGUACACAUUUUUAUCUUUCAUAUAUAUUAGUGAUAAAGUUGUGGUUGGACUGACGAACAAUGACUUCGAUCGUGGAUCUACAACAUUUAUUAACAUUGAUAACAUUUUAUUAUCACUACUGAUUAUUAAAGAUGGACAUUCUAUGUUAAUGUUUUUGCUCAGAUGUGUUUUUGCUCUAGUAGUUGUUCAAGUGUUGUAUUCAAAACAUUAAAAAAACAUAUAACCUCUUAUUGACUAUUGAAAUGGCAGUUGGAAAUUCAAAUAACUGUAUUCCUUUGUGAUGUUAAUUGUUUUGCUAAAAUGUGUUAUUAGCUCGAGUAUUUGUUCAAUUACUGUAGUCAAAACUUUCAAAGAAACCAUAUGACCUAUCAUUGACUAGUGAAAUGGCAGAUGAAAAUCAAAAUAACUUUGUUUAAUUUAGGAAGCUCUUCAUA